CACCUUUUGCCUCUCACGGCCAGGAUGCCCAGCCUGACGACCGGGAAGGUGCUGGUCUCGGGUGCCAAUGGAUUCAUUGCCGCGUGGGUCGUCCGCUCGCUCCUUGAAGCCGGGUUUGCGGUGCGAGGAACAGUCCGUUCCGAGGCCAAGACUGCCCAUCUGCGGAAGGAGUUCGCCUCGUAUGGCGACGGAUUUGAGCUGGUUGUAGUCCCCGACAUAACUGCAGAAGGCGCCUUUGACGACGCCGUGCGGGACAUCGAUGCUGUCGCGCAUACAGCGUCGCCCUUCCAUUUGAAGGCGGUCGAGCCUGAUGAACUGAUCAUACCCGCGAUUCAAGGCACAGUCGGAAUUCUCAAGAGCGUGCUGAAGAAUGGGUCGAGCGUUAAACGCGUCGUGAUCACGGGCUCCUGCGCGUCCGUGCUGCAUGUCGCCACGGAGCCGAAAACGUUCAGUGAGGUCGAUUGGAAUGAGCAGUCUCCGAGAGAGGUCGAAGAGAUGGGCCGGGACGCUCCAGCCAUCACAAAGUAUCGCGCAUCCAAGACUCUAGCUGAAAGAGCUGCGUGGAACUUCAUGGAGGAACACAACUCGCAAGUAAAGUGGGAUCUAUGCGUCAUCAACCCGCCCUUUGUAUUCGGGCCGACAAUCCACGACACACCAACUCCUUCCGACCUCAAUACUUCGGCAGCGCAAUUCUUCACCAUGCUCACCGAAUCCUCCCCACGCGACACUCUCCGCAGCGGUGCGGCGUGGAUCGACGUGCGCGAUCUCGGAGCGGCACAUGUUGGUGCUUUUCAGAACGAGGAGGCCGGCGGCGAACGGAUAAUCGUCAGUCAAGGCUCAUUCGUUUGGCAGAACUUCUUCGACGCAGCGCCAGAGGUCUCCGCAAGAGGUUUCCAGUAUCAGAAGGGCAUUGCCGGGUGUGAUGUCGAGCCGCCCGUUGUCCACCACAUACAGUAUGACGCCCGGAAAGCAGAGAAGCUACUGGGUAUCCCGGUCGAGAGUGGCUACCGCAGUGUCGGAGAAAUGGUCCGAGAUACCGUGACGGAUUGGGAGGCCCGUGGAUGGGUUUGA
Molecule: messenger RNA, 1071 nt
Organism: Mycena indigotica
Lineage: Eukaryota; Fungi; Basidiomycota; Agaricomycetes; Agaricales; Mycenaceae
Exons: 8
Coding region: 25-1071 (348 amino acids)
Molecular function (GO): oxidoreductase activity, acting on the CH-OH group of donors, NAD or NADP as acceptor
Source: RefSeq, a predicted model, not a curated record